Messenger RNA from Ostreobium quekettii, 4053 nucleotides. The record is from the annotation of a GenBank genome assembly. Lineage: Eukaryota; Viridiplantae; Chlorophyta; Ulvophyceae; Bryopsidales; Ostreobiaceae.
AUGGUGGACACUGAAGCCAGUGCUGAAGGCUUGGAGGGGCAUUUGCAGCGCCAACAGCCACUGUACAACAAAUGCAUUCUGGGCUUCCUGCAUGCCCAGCUGGAGAAGCUGCAAAAGUUGGAGACGCCUGCCACUGCAACUGCAAAGCAAAAGGACAUCUUUUACUCACUUCUUGGGAAAGGAGCAAGGCUGAUUGCAAUGCACAACACCCGUUUUGAUUUCACAAACUUUCACAGGACCCAAGAUGUGUGCGAAACAGUGGAGAAGAUCCUCAAGGGCCUGAAAGAGACACUGGAUGCAUGGGGGCUGGAGGAUGACAGAUUUGUCAACUGCAACAUACCAAGCAAGCUGGUGGAAGAAGAUGAAGAGCUGCUGCGCAAGCUCCUCAAUUUUGUGCUGAAGGAGGUCCCUUGUGAAAUUGAAGAUACACUAAAGAAGCGCUGGGAGGAUAUCAAGACGAGCAAUGCACAAAUCUUGCAAUCGGUGGGCAUCGUUGAUGAACAGACACUUGAAUGGGGAAGACAGCGUGGCCAGGGCAGCCAGGGUGCAGUGUUCGAAGCAUCAUGGGGGGGCGCAAAGGUGGCCGUCAAGAAAUUCAUCAGUCGAUGGCAGGGUGACUUACCCAUUGAGAACUUUGCCUUCUUCCUCAAUGGUGCCCUGAUGCACACCCGCCUCCAUAAUCAUCCAAACAUCAUUCGGCUGUUCGCUGCCACGGCUUCAGGCUGUUUGAUCAUGGAAUGGGCAGAUUCCGAUCUGCACACUCUGUGCUGUGUUGCCGGCAAGAUGUCCUGGAGCUCAAAGUCUAGGCUGCUUCGACAGGGGGCUGCUGGUUUGGCACACAUUCAUGCUCAAAACCUCAUGCACGGGAGCGUAAAGCCACCUAACUUUCUUAUCAUUGGUACAGAUGUUGACAACUGCCGUUUGAAGAUUGGCGAUUUCGCAUUGUCCCUUGACGACACAUCAUUCAGAAGCAAGUGUGGAAAGAUGGAUAGGGAGACGAUGGCAUGGAGUGCUCCUGAGGUAUUGCAAGACAACCCCAUCAUCGACCGGAAGUCUGAUGUGUAUUGCUUCGGAGUUGCCUGCUACGAGGUAGUCAGUGGUCAGCAGCCUUUCGAUUGGGAGAACACCACUGUGUGGGCCAUGAUUAGGAUGAAGUCCUCUGGAGAAGAGCCAUGUACAGUGGGUCCUCAUGACUGCCCGCCGCAGAUGCUGGAGCUGAUGAGGAAGUGCUGUGCCAAAAACCCCGCAGACAGGCCGACCAUGGAAGAUGUCAGCAACAUGUUGCUGCAUCUGCCUGAGCACUGGAGCAGCAUCUCCGAUGAUGCUGGAAACUCUGCUGACAGUGCACAAGAGGGGAGGUUGGAGCGCCCACAACCACUGUACAACCGACGGAUUGUGGGCUUCCUGCAGGAUCUAUUGAGGAAACUGCAGCAAGUUGACAAGCCUGCCACUGCAACAGACUAUGAAUGGGACACCUUUAAGUCACUUAUUGGGAAAGGAGAAAGGCUGGUUGUGACGCACACUACUGAUUUUGACAUCAGGGACUUUGAUUGGCCUCGGAAUGUGUGCGAUCAGGUGGGAAAGAUCUGUGUGGGCCUGAAAGGGACGCUUGGGGCAUGUGGGCUGGGAGUUGCAGAACGCAUCGUGUGCAGCAUAACCAACGAACUGGUGGAAGAAGAUGAGCAGCUGCUGCACAAGCUCCUAAAUUAUGUGUUGAAAGAGGUGCCAUGUGACAUUGAAGAUGGCCUUAAGCAGCGCUGGGAGCACAUAAAGAUGCGCCACGCAGAAAUCUUGCAAUCCGUGGGGAUCGUUGAUGAACAGGCACUUCAAUUGGGAGAAGAGUGCAGUCAAGGGGGCAGGGGGCAAGUGUUCGAAGCAUCUUGGCGAGGGGGAAAGGUAGCAUCGUGGCGGGAGGGGAAGGUUGCCGUCAAGAAGUUCAUCAAUCAGUGGCAGGGCGAAUUGCCAAUUGAGAGCUUUGCCCUGUUCCUCAAACAGGCCAUUUCGCUCUUUGCUUUGAAUGGCAACGAAGGCAUUAUUGCACUGCUUGCGACCACCACUUCAGGUUGGAUGGUCAUGGAAUUGGCAGACACCGAUCUGCACACUCUUUGCCACGAUGGUGGUGAGACAUCCUGGAGAUCGAAGGCCAGUCUGCUGCAGCAGGGGGCUGAAGGGUUGGCCUUCAUGCAUAAACAUGGCUUCGUGCAUGGAGAUGUUAAUUCACGGAGUUUUGUGGUUGUGGGCACGGAACCUGACAACCGCUGCUUGAAAAUCGGUGAUUUUGGACUGUCUUUUGAGACGCCAUCAUCCCUUGAGCGUACAUCGUCCUUCGAAAUUGCUUUGUCCAGGAGCAAGUCAGCAACAUUUGAUAGGGAGAGGAUCCCAUAUGUUGCACCUGAGGUCUUUGACAAUAAACCUAACAGCCAGGAGUCCGACGUUUACGGCUUUGGGGUUGUUUGCUACGAGGUCAUCAGUGGGAAGCAGCCCUACGAUUGGAAGAACAAGAACCUCACUGAACUGAUGGAGAAGAUAGCCCACGGAGAAGUGCCAUGCGAAGUUGCACCUGGUGCUUGCCCUCCACAGAUGAUGGACCUCAUGAAAAAGUGCUGUGCCCUCAAUCCAGCGGAUCGACCGACCAUGGAGUCUGUCAAGAGCAGCUUGCGGCUGAUGCCUGAGGAGUGGAGCCCUGUGGUCAGCAACAAAGGGGGCUGUUUUGACCCGAAGUGCAUCGCCAAUGAAGCACACAGACUUGUGCACACAACGAAAUACAACAAGCAGAUGUUGCUUUUCCUAUGUCAACAGAUGGAAAAUGCAAUGGCACUCGUUGAUGUUGAGAAGUCAGUCUUCCCCUCAAGGGGUGCACUAUGUUCCCCCUUCAAAUCAAGCCUGACACUCAUUACCAGGCACGCCAAGGGCUUCGAUUUUCAGGACUUCUACAUGGUUGAAGAAGCAAAGGAGAUCGUGGAAGACAUCUGUGCAACAGUUCGAGAUAUUCUGAAAGAAUGCAACAUCAAGGGUUAUGCAAGUUUGGAGACACGGAUACCAGGAGAGCGCAUUUCAGAAGACUUGGCAUUCCUAAAAGCGCGCCUCAAUUACAUGUUCGAAGCGCCCAGCGGCAAGCACCUGUCAAAAGCUGUAGAUGAGCUUCGGAUCUCCCCACAAGAGACCCUAUUGCCAUCGACUGAAAAGGAUCCCGUCAUUGAGGCCUGGGAGGAGCUGAGAAGCAAGUUCAUGCGUGACAUCGGGAAGAUCGAAAUCUUGGCAGUCGAAGAUCUUGAGCUGGGUGAAGAGAUAGAAGCAAACGGAAGGAACACUGUUCUAGAGGCUCAAUGGACAACAGACAGUGGCUGCGAGCAAGUUGCAGUGAAGAAGCUGAAUGACGGCUAUGUUUCGCCGGAGCGCCUUGCAAACUUUUUUGGGGAGGUAAUUCUGCAGAGGUCUGUUGCCCACACCUACACCGUUGAGAUUCUGGGGAUCGGCUUGUCUGGCUUCAUUGUGAUGAAGUUAGCGACUGGAAAUUUGUUUGGAUGGUGUCAGCAGCCCAGGGACUGGCCGGAAAAAAUCCGAUUCUUGCUCCAGGCUGCCCUUGGUUUGUUGCAUUUGCAUGAGAACCACUUUGUUCACAGAGACAUCAAACCCGAAAAUUUUCUGGUAUACGAGGACGAGCCUAUCGAGGUGCGGCUCUGCGAUUUUGAAAUGGCCAUCAACCAGAUGGAAGAUCGGACGGUGUCAACGUUGAGGAGCCAACCGGGCACCAAACGGUACCGUGCUCCAGAGUUGCGCCAUGGCAAGCCCCACAGUAGAAUGAGCGAUGUUUUCAGCUUCGGACUGGUCAUGUGUGCGGUAGUGGCCAAUAAGAAGCCCUAUGGACGUGCAACGGAAUACUACAUGGACGCGAUGAAGGCCAAAGGCGAUAUGCCUUGCUUUUUUCCCGAUGAUUGUCCCAAGGAUUUAAAGCAGGUGAUUCGGCAGUGCCUUGCUGUACAUCCUAGGAAUCGGCCAACCAUGAAGGCAGUGGUGGGAGUCCUAGAGGUUCUCAGAAAUGUAAAGGCAUGA